UCAGGAUCGAGGAGCCAUUGAAGCUCGUCAUGCAAAGGAAGCUGCUGGAAGAAACUCUGCAAGUCGAAAUGUUGAAGCAUGUGGUGAGGGUGGACGACCUCGCACUUAAAAUGUUCCGCAACCAUGCGGUGCCAGCAAUAUAUAUUUUAUUCAGGAAUUCGUCGAGAGUAUCGACACGCACACUCGGUAUUAGGACUUGUGCAGAGUCCUGCAAUGUUGACUAAGCAGAGUCGCGUGACCGCUCUGCGCGUCGUGGCCACGCGCACUCAAGUACUACAUAUUGACACAUCUAGUAUUAUAGGCCGACAACGCAAGAGCGCGGCGAUCGAAGGAUAUGAAGAAUGGGGCGAACAAUGUGCCAUGCGCGAGAUACUGCGGUUACGAGCGAUGGUGACCAGGGCGAGGGCAACAGUAGCAUCGACCAGAGCAACGACGACGACGACGACGACGCUACUUAGCGCAGAUCAACAGCUGUACAAGAUAGGAAGCGCCAUGCUAUGGAAGUGGGGCGCGAGGAGCACGGGUACUGAGCUCGACAGCUCAGAGGUUCAUUUCGACUUCGAGACGCUUUACUUACAUCUACGUUAUUCUAGUGAAAAUGGCUAUAUACGACGAAGACCAUAUGACAUCCAUACGAUCGCGAUACUAGGAACGACGACGACGAUUACACUGAGCGCGGAUCAACGCCCAUGCAAGAGUGGAAGUGCCGUUUGAUGGAGACGAGGUGCGAGGAGUGCAGAUGGAGAGCCCGACGGCUCACAGGUUCGUUUUGAUUUCGAAACGUUUUACUUACAUCUACGCUAUUCUAGGGAGAACAAGUGUAUGCGACGAAGAGCAACCCACAUCCGGGCAUUCGCAAUUCAAGGGCCUACGACGAACUACAAGCGAGCGAUGGCGACAACACCGAGAGCGACAACGGCGAUGACUACAGCAACUGCGACAACGACAAUGGUGCUCGACACAGAUCAAAGGCAGCGCGAUGCUAGGUCAGCCGUUCUAUGGAGAUGGAGCGCCACAAGCGCAGAUACUGAGCUCGACG
This is a messenger RNA of Pisolithus orientalis, 1039 nucleotides long. RefSeq lists its product as uncharacterized. The record is from RefSeq and is a predicted model, not a curated record. The transcript has a single exon. The coding region runs from base 124 to 714 and encodes 196 amino acids. NCBI's taxonomy places the organism in Eukaryota, Fungi, Basidiomycota, Agaricomycetes, Boletales, Pisolithaceae.